Molecule: messenger RNA, 1139 nt
Organism: Meriones unguiculatus (Mongolian gerbil)
Lineage: Eukaryota; Metazoa; Chordata; Mammalia; Rodentia; Muridae
Product: centrin-2-like
Exons: 5
Coding region: 115-633 (172 amino acids)
Biological process (GO): mitotic cell cycle; nucleotide-excision repair; centriole replication
Cellular component (GO): centrosome; centriole
Molecular function (GO): calcium ion binding
Source: RefSeq, a predicted model, not a curated record
UGGGAAGUGGUGCUCGCCCGCGAGUGCACGGGCGCGCACACCCAUCAGUGGGAAGGGCUCUGAUUCCACGCAAACCCUGUUGCCUUAACAACCGGUUGCAGAGCCCCUUUGGUGAUGGCCUCUAAUUUUAAGAAGACAAACGCGACAUCCAGGGGCCAGAGAAAAAGGAUGAGCCCUAAGCCUGAAUUUACUGAAGAACAGAAACAGGAAAUCCGGGAAGCUUUUGAUCUCUUUGAUGCUGAUGGAACUGGAACUAUAGACAUCAAGGAACUAAAAGUGGCAAUGAGGGCCCUGGGCUUUGAACCCAAGAAAGAAGAAAUCAAGAAAAUGAUAAGUGAAGCUGAUAAGGAAGGAACAGGAAAAAUGAGCUUCAGUGACUUUUUGACAGUAAUGACUCAGAAAAUGUCUGAGAAAGACACCAAAGAAGAAAUCCUGAAAGCUUUCAAGCUCUUUGAUGAUGAUGAAACUGGAAAAAUAUCCCUUAAAAAUCUGAAGCGUGUGGCCAAGGAGCUAGGCGAGAACUUGACUGAUGAGGAGCUGCAGGAAAUGAUUGAUGAAGCAGAUCGAGAUGGAGAUGGAGAGGUCAAUGAGCAAGAGUUCCUGCGCGUCAUGAAGAAGACCAGUCUCUAUUAAGAUCAGUGUUGCUUUUCUACUGCAAGCACGUGUGACUAGAUUUAGUGCCUCCCAUUUUGUGAAAUAUGGCUUUUGGAUAGCCUCCCCCCAACCUCUGUGGUCAUUUUAGCCAUGACCUUGAAUCUAGUUUUGACCUUUGAAGUGUUCUUUGAUAUUAAGUUCUUUGUCCAUUUCAACAUGGCUAUUUCAACAGGGCAGAACAAGAGCACAAAGAGUGGGGAAAAGAGUCUGAAAGUGUGACCCUCCAUCUGCCAUUACUUCAUAUUGCUCAUGCAUUUCCAUAUAGCUACAAACACACAAUGGCUUCCUAGAUGUCCAGGAAUCCAUGUCACCAUAAGCAGUGGUCCUAAAGUGGUUUUGGUUUUUAGUCAGCACCAGAGUACAGGUUUUGUUUGUUUGUUUGUUUCUUAUAAAAUCAAUGAAUGCUUGUUGUUGCCUUUGAAUGACAGUUAGUUAAUGCCUUUGUUUUGUCUUAAAAAAAUAAAACCUUUCUUAAUUUAACCUUU